Aspergillus heteromorphus CBS 117.55 is the source of this 3530-nucleotide messenger RNA. RefSeq names its product ATP-dependent RNA helicase MTR4. Lineage: Eukaryota; Fungi; Ascomycota; Eurotiomycetes; Eurotiales; Aspergillaceae. Gene Ontology annotation, molecular function: ATP binding; RNA helicase activity; RNA binding. The record is from RefSeq and is a predicted model, not a curated record. The coding region runs from base 44 to 3304 and encodes 1086 amino acids. The transcript has 6 exons. Gene Ontology annotation, cellular component: nucleus. Gene Ontology annotation, biological process: RNA catabolic process; maturation of 5.8S rRNA.
GGCCACUGUCCGUUUCCGCUUCCUCUGUCGCCGAUUGUCGACAAUGGAUGAGCUUUUCGAUGUCUUUGAGGACCAGCCCCAGGCGCCCCGGCCCUCUGAGGGAGCUCCCAAAAAGGCUAAGAAAGACAAGAGCAAGAAGCGGCAGGUCAAUGGCGAUGUGAAGGGAAAUCGCGACAUGAAGGAAAACGGCACCGCGCCGGAUACGAACGAGGAUGUCGACCUUCCUGAUGCGCCCGCCAUUGAGCCUGAGAUCAAGAAGGACGAGGGAAGCCCCGUCGCAGACAGCAGCGAACAACCGGAUACGAAACGCCCCCGUCUGGAGAAGGAAGAAGAGCCGGUGGUAGCAGACUCGUUUGAGACGGAGCAGUUGCGUGAAAUCGCGGGGUCUGCUGGCCUUCAGGGGGCCAAUGACUCCACGUCUGUCAAGCUGUCCCAUCAAGUCCGCCACCAGGUCGCCUUACCACCGAACUACAAAUACGUGCCCAUAUCCGAACACAAGCCGCCGGAGACGCCCGCAAGAACAUGGCCGUUCACUCUGGAUCCGUUCCAGCAGGUUGCGAUCGCAUCGAUCCAAAGAGAAGAAAGUGUCCUUGUUUCGGCCCAUACCAGUGCAGGAAAAACGGUGGUCGCCGAGUACGCCAUUGCGCAGUGCUUGAAGAACAAUCAGAGAGUCAUCUAUACGAGUCCGAUCAAGGCCCUGAGUAACCAGAAGUACCGAGAGUUUGCUGAAGAGUUUGGAGAUGCGGGUUUGAUGACUGGAGAUGUUACUAUCAACCCAACCGCCACCUGCUUGGUCAUGACAACUGAGAUUCUGCGAUCCAUGCUGUACCGCGGCUCUGAGAUCAUGCGCGAAGUUGCGUGGGUCGUUUUCGACGAAAUUCACUACAUGCGCGAUGCGAUCAGAGGUGUUGUUUGGGAAGAAACCAUCAUCUUGUUGCCUGAUAAGGUUCGCUACGUCUUCUUGUCCGCGACUAUCCCCAAUGCUAUGCAAUUCGCCAAUUGGGUAACGAAAAUGCACCAUCAACCCUGCCACGUUGUGUACACCGAUUUCCGGCCGACUCCACUGCAACAUUACUUCUUCCCUGCCGGGUCCGAGGGAAUGCACUUGGUUGUGGAUGAGAAGGGUCUGUUCCGAGAGGAGAACUUCCAGAAGGCCAUGAGCAGCAUUGCGGACAAGAAGGGAGACGACCCCGCGGAUGCGAUGGCUAAGAGGAAAGGAAAAGGCAAGGACAAGAGAUUGAACAAGGGCGGUACCCAAGACAAGAGCGACAUCUUCAAGAUUGUGAAAAUGGUCAUGCUCAAGAACUUGAACCCUGUCAUCGUCUUCAGUUUCAGCAAGCGCGAAUGCGAGAACUGUGCUCUGCAGAUGAAGAACUUGUCCUUCAACGACGAUUCCGAGAAGGAGAUGGUUCAGAAGGUCUUCGACAGUGCAAUUGAGAUGCUGUCCGAGGAAGACAGACAAUUGCCGCAGAUCCAGAAUAUCCUACCUCUUCUUCGCAGAGGUAUCGGUGUCCAUCACUCUGGACUUUUGCCCAUUCUCAAGGAAACUAUCGAGAUUCUUUUCCAGGAGGGUUUGAUUAAGGUGCUCUUUGCGACUGAAACUUUCUCCAUUGGUCUCAACAUGCCUGCAAGGACUGUGGUUUUCACCAGUGUGCGGAAGUUUGACGGCUUCAGCCAACGGUGGGUUACGCCCUCGGAGUUCAUUCAGAUGUCUGGUCGUGCCGGUCGAAGAGGUCUCGAUGACCGUGGUAUCGUUAUCAUGAUGGUUGGAGAAGAGAUGGAUCCUGCUGUGGCCAAGGAAAUCGUCCGCGGUGAGCAGGAUCGACUAAAUUCGGCCUUCCACCUGGGCUACAACAUGAUCCUCAACCUCAUGCGCGUGGAAGGCAUCUCGCCCGAGUUCAUGCUCGAGAAGUGCUUCUACCAAUUCCAAAACACCGCCGGCGUCGCUGAACUAGAGAAAGAACUUCUCGACAUGGAAGAGAGGCGUGCCAAUUUGAACAUUCCCGAUGAAGGAACUAUCCGUGAAUACUAUGACCUGCGAAAGCAACUUCGCAGAUUCAACGAGGAUGUGCAAACUGUCAUGAGCCACCCUAACUAUUCUCUGCAAUACCUCACGCCCGGUCGCGUGGUUUCAGUCAAGCACAAGGAUCACGAUUUUGGUUGGGGUAUCGUUGUCAACUGCAAACCACGCAGACUGCCCAAGAACUCGACGGAGGAAUUGAAUGAUCACCAGAAACACGUCGCCGACGUCCUGCUUAACAUUGCUGAAGGCCCUGCUGUUGGCACUAAGUCAUUUGAAGAUAUGCCUGCCGGUGUCCGGCCACCCCAGGAGGGUGACGAAACCCGCAUGGAGGUUGUGCCGCUUGUCCUCAGCUGCAUCCAAAGCAUUUCACACAUCUGCCUCCGCAUUACCAAAGAUUUGAACUCCAAGGAUGCUCGGAAUGGUUUGAAGAAUACGCUGGUUGAAGUGCAACGUCGUUUCCCAGAUGGUGUUCCUCCUCUAGAUCCCAUCGAGAACAUGGGCAUCAAGGACGAGGAAUUCAAGAAAACACUCAGGAAAAUCGAAGUUCUUGAGUCCCGUCUUCUCUCCAACCCCCUGCACAAUUCGCCGCGGUUGCCGGAACUAUACGAUCAAUACUCUGAAAAGGUGGAUCUGGGCACCAAGAUUAAGGAGACGAAGAAAAAGAUCACAGAUGCCAUGGCGAUCAUGCAGCUCGAUGAGCUGAAAUGCCGCAAGCGAGUGCUUCGUCGCUUCGGCUUUAUCAACGAGGCCGAAGUGGUACAGUUGAAGGCGCGAGUGGCGUGUGAAAUCAGCACGGGUGACGAACUGAUGCUCGGCGAGCUCCUCUUUAACGGUUUCUUCAAUAAUCUGACGCCGGAACAAGUGGCAGCCGCCCUGAGCGUCUUCGUCUUCGAGGAGAAGACCAAGGAGACCCCUGCUCUGACACGGGAAGACCUGGCGAAGCCCCUCAGAGAGAUCCAAGCGCAGGCUCGGAUCGUUGCCAAGGUCUCGCAGGAGUCCAAGCUGGCGGUCAACGAAGAUGAAUACGUGCAGAGCUUCCACUGGGAACUGAUGGAGGUCAUCUAUGAAUGGUCGAACGGCAAAUCCUUUGCUGAUAUUUGCAAAAUGACCGACGUCUACGAAGGCAGUCUGAUUCGAGUCUUCCGCCGACUAGAAGAGUGUCUCCGCCAGAUGGCGCAGGCCUCCAAGGUUAUGGGCAGCGAAGAUCUUGAGAGUAAAUUCGAGACGGCCCUGACGAAGGUGCGCAGAGACAUCGUCGCCGCCCAGUCUCUGUACCUGUAAGGUACUCUGCCGUCAUUGGUUUCCUGUAUCUCCUUGGCUCGGUAUUCCCCAUCUUUAUGUGUAGGGUGAUUGCGCGGAUGUCUUCUUGGUGGUCGCAUUUCCUGGCGUCAGGGUUCUAAAAGGAUUUGGCUCUUCUUUUUCUUUCCACUUUUAUCUUGUAAAUGAGGGUGCUUUUUUGUGUGACACCACCAACACUUAUUUCUAGAGACAUAGCUUUGACCAACUC